GGGGGAGGGAGGCGGCGCUGGCGGGUCCCGGAGCCCGAACAGGGGCCCUACGGCGCCGGCCGGCGGGGCGGGCCCGGCCCUCAGCGCCCGCACGGCAGAGCCGGGCAGCGCCGCAGGUGAAACAUGGGACAGUUUCUACGGAACUCUAGGUGACUUCUUGACAUCCUGGUUACCAUGACACUCAGCAGAGGACUGUGGGAAUAAAGUGGGAAUCCCUCCCCGCCCUUAAAAAACCACCUAAUGGCCUCAACUGGGGCUCACCUGGUAUGCUAACGUCAUGGGGAGCUGCUACAGCUACCUGUGCAGAGACAGUGUCCCAGACAACCACCCCACCAAGUUUAAGGUAACAAAUGUGGAUGAUGAGGGUAACGCGCUGGGAUCUGGGAUUAUGGAGCUAACGCAGACGGAGCUCAUCUUGCACACACACAAGCGCGAUGCUGUCAGGUGGCCAUACCUUUGCCUGCGCCGCUAUGGCUAUGACUCCAACCUCUUCUCCUUCGAGAGCGGACGCCGCUGCCAGACCGGACAAGGGAUAUUUGCCUUCAAGUGUUCAAGGGCGGAGGAGAUCUUUAACCUGCUGCAGGACCUAAUGCAGUGUAAUAGUAUCAAUGUGGUGGAGGAGCCAGUCGUCAUGACUAGGGGCAGUCACUCCACUGAGCUGGAGCUAUCCCGGACACCCCAGACACCUAACACUCUGGGAUACACUGUUCCAGGGUUCCCCAACGGAUUCCACAGCUUCCCUGGGGAAGCCCCAUCCUACUCCGCAGCCCGACACCCUUCCAUGAACAGCUUGAGACACUCCUCCAUUGGGGAGGACUCCACACAUGCCCUCAUUGGGCCGGAUGAGCAGUCCCACACCUAUGUGAACACAACCAGUGGCGAGGAGGAGAUGAGGGGCCGGCACUGCAUGCACUCACUGCCUGAAGUUCACCCUCCUUUUCUGCACGGGAACCACAGCUGCUCUCUGGAGGACCGAAACCCCCAGGUCUUCCUUCAGCCGGGGGAGGUGAAGUUUGUGCUGGGCCCUGCCCCAGUUCACAGGCACAUGGUGAAACGUGACAGCUCCUACCGUUACCAUCGGGAGUGCGGGGGACACAUCUGCGCCCCUAACAACAACAACGAGUGCAAGGAUGAGUGCCUCGUGCCCAGGUGCGUAUACGAGAAUGUGAAUGGCCUGCUGCCUGCUGGGGGCGCGUCUCUCCGGCGUGGUGGGCGCUUGAAACUCACCCGGGAGGACCUGGGCUUAAACAGCUGCUCUCACCGCAGGACGCCCCUGCUGCACUACGAGAACCUGCCUUCCUUGCCUCCUGUGUGGGAGUGCCAGCCGCUGCGGCAGGACGAGGACUCUGGGGACGCGCUGACUCCUUCUCCGAAUGGCUACCCCGAGCCGGAUGAAGGUGAUCCCCUGCAAAACUACAUGAACUCAGAGAACACCGCACUGCACAGCGACCUGCGUCGGGAUGACUUCUUGCAGCACCGCCACAACUGCACACCUAGUGUCUUCAGCUUCGACUUCCGCCGGCCCUGCCCAGAGCAGCAGCGGCAGCUCAACUACAUCCAGGUGGAGCUGGAGGCUGACCCCCACAAGAGGCGCCAGAGCCUCCAGGUGCCCUGCGCCCCACUUCCUGCCGCCCACCCAGCCAGCAGGAUGGACUCCUAUGCGGUCAUUGACCUUAAAAAGACAGCAGCUAUGUCCAACUUGCAGAGAGCGCUGCCCAGAGACGAUGGGACUUCAAGGAAAACUCGGCAUAACAGCACCGACUUGCCUCUGUAAGGGAAACACUGCGUGCAAGCGCUGCAUUGUGGCUUUCGUACCUGCCUUUCAGUGUAUCAUGUAGCGUGACUUUUGUUCUCUAUUGCCCCGAUGCCCUGUUAACCCUAUUGCUCAAUACAGCAUCCUGGGAUAGCUCCAGCACGUGGACUUUACAAAUGUCUGCCUGCCUCUCUCCGUUCCUCCCAUGUCAUUUGUUUCUAAAGCCUUGUAGAGUAGCAGAAAACAUUCAUUAUUUAUUUAUUUAUUUAUUUAAGUACUUUUGUUCGGUGCCAGCAUUCGAAACGGCACCAAGCGGAGUAUAAAUGUAAACAGGUCAUUCAUGGACCAGGGUCAAUCCCCCUUGCUUUCAUGGCAUCCAUGUCGGCAGCCUGUGGAGAGAAGACAGCAGAGGGGUGGAGAGAGUAUUGGGAGCGUUUUAAAAAAAACAACAACAUAGGAGCAGGGGGAAAAACUGGGAAUGCAAGUGGAGUUAGAGGUUUGGGAUCAGGGAGCUCUUGGUGUGUACGUAUCUGUCUGCCUUUUUUGUAGAUAUUCAAAAAUGUUUUCCAGCUGUCGGUUUAUUUAUUUGUUUUAUUUUUCUAUCUAUUUAUUUUAUUUUGUAAACGUUCUUUUGCACCAAAGUUAAAAGUGCCAAGCCAGUGGCAACAUGGAAUGGAUCCGCUUGGUGUUCACCUCCUUUUUUGGGGCGGGGGCUGAUGGGGGGUGGAAUAUGGUGAAAAGGGUGAUGUAUUACAUCCAGAUGCUUUGUGGAACUACAAAUGGGGAAAGCGUAGCUGUGACUCAAAGCUCAGUUACCUGGAAUGCACUGUAUUGGGCUGGUGGGAGUGAGUGCAGAAAACAUGGGAGUGUGAGCAUAGCUGUGAGGCAACCAAGCUUGGAGUCAUAUCUACGGAGCAGUGCCUAUUCCCACAUACCUCGCUGAGUCCACGUGAAAUAACUGACUAGUGUUUUGGCUAAAUGCAUGGCUCGUUUCCUUGUAUUGUAGACUCAAAGGACUAAAUUCAGCUUUACUGUAACUCCAUUGGCUUUGAGUGGUUGUAACCAGUUACCCCAGGGCUGAAUUUGAUGUGAACCAUCAGGCCCUUCUGUAAAAAAAACAAACUUGCGCAUGACGUUCUACUUCUCUUCCACUGUGGGAUGUUCCAGUGAUGACAUUCUGUGUAUGGUUUCACUUGCUACAGGCCACGCCAAUCUCUGCAGCAUGAGGCAUUCACUGAUUCCACUUUGUUAUUCCCUUUCAUUUCUGUGAGACGUAAAAGAGCUCUUGGAAUUAUAUUGACUUCUGCCUUAUCGUUUUGAAACUCUCUCACCCUCUUCCGCAGGGAUUGGAAUCACGCCAUCCAAUUCUCUGAAAGCUCACUCGGGGUUGGCAAAUCGAGCCAUCCAAACCUUCCUAUGAUGUCCUGGCCAUUGGUAUGUUAACAGACUAGAGUCAGUGAAAGGGAAAAGCUGGAUCAUCUGCUUAUAUUUUGGCCCUGGUGGUCACAAGCAUAAUCUGUCGAUUUUUGAGAUUCUUCCAAUGCUAACAAACCCAACUUCUUUUCGGUGCUGUAGUGCUGCCUUGAAAAGUGAGGCUUUUAGGAGCAAUGGCAAAGAAUGUAGUCACAGCCCUACAAAUAAGUAAAGCUGAUGGGUAUCCAUAUAAUCUCUUUACCCUCUAGUCAGGAGCUCCUCACCAUUUGUAGAGCUUUGAUUCUUCUGAUUGGCUUGGUGUCUGCAUUACAAAUACCAAACACCACCACCACCUUCAGACCACCACCUUCAGAAGUGAGUGAGUUUUGGCAAACCUUUGACCUCUUGUCUUCCAGGCUUCCCUCCAGCUCUUAUUUUUGUUCUGUAACAGAAGCUAAUUAUUUUUAAUAUAUGAACUGACUUUAUUUAAAGGGAAACUGUCACGUGGUUUAUGCCCCACAUUUAGGUUUCAUUGGGGGGGAGGAAGAAUUAUUAUUUUUUUAAGUAACUGUAUAAAAUAUUUUCAUGAACAAUCUCAAUGAAGAGGCUUUUUUUAAGGUUUAAACAUCACCCUUCCUCGCAGCUUUUGCAUCUCAGACAUCACAGCACUGGACAAUGCCUGAGAAUCUUUAGCUGAAACUGACUAACUGCUGAAUUUAAGUUGACUUGUCUAGUUUUGCUCACCCAGCUGAGAGAUGUGCAAAACAUCCAGGCCAAAAAAAAAAAAGU
Messenger RNA from Mauremys mutica (yellowpond turtle), 3955 nucleotides. RefSeq names its product fibroblast growth factor receptor substrate 3 (gene FRS3). The coding region runs from base 278 to 1774 and encodes 498 amino acids. Gene Ontology annotation, cellular component: cytoplasm. Lineage: Eukaryota; Metazoa; Chordata; Testudines; Geoemydidae. The record is from RefSeq and is a predicted model, not a curated record. Gene Ontology annotation, biological process: cell surface receptor protein tyrosine kinase signaling pathway. The transcript is spliced from 7 exons.